Notolabrus celidotus (New Zealand spotty) is the source of this 2211-nucleotide messenger RNA. Its product is annotated as cilia- and flagella-associated protein 57-like. Lineage: Eukaryota; Metazoa; Chordata; Actinopteri; Labriformes; Labridae. The transcript has a single exon. Bases 174 to 1970 code for a protein of 598 amino acids. The record is from RefSeq and is a predicted model, not a curated record.
CUACGUGGGACAUCUCAGACAAAGAUCAAAGGCAUUCUAUACUAUGAGGUCAUUCAGCAGAUACUACAUACUUUACCAUCUGUAGACAGGAUUGUAUACUUAGCAAAGAAAGUCUACUCACAGACUGAACAACUUACUAUUUGACUUCCAAACUUGUCACAUUCACCAUCAACAUGCAGGACCAGGAAAAAUCUAUGCAGGACCUGGAAAAAUCUAUGCAGGACCAGGAAAAAGCUAUGAAGGACCUGGAAAAAUUUAUGAAGGACCAGGAAAAAGCUAUGAAGGAGGAACACAGCAUGGAGAGAGAGUUGUGGCUUCUAGAGAUAGAGGAAAAGGACAACCACAUCCACUCUCUAAAAGAGGAAGUCAGGAUUUCCGAGAAGCAGAAGCAAAGCCUGAAGAAAGAGAACGAUACGCUGAAGGAGAAGUACAAGCACAUCAGCAGUGAGAGGAGUGAAGAUCUGAAGAAACAGGCUGUUCUGAAUGAAAAACAGAUCUUGAUCAAACAAGUCCUCAGAGAAAGUUCACAGAAGCUGGUGGAUGAAGCUCGCAGUGACUGUGUUAGAAGGCUGAAAAAGCAGAAGCAGGAGGAUGAUAAAGAAAUGCAGCGCAUGCUGGCAGACCGGGACAGAAGCUGGGAGGAGAAGAUGAUGAAAACAGAGUCUCUGCACAAAGAGCAGGUUGUCCAGUUACAGGAGCAGUUCGAUCAGUUACAGGAGCAGAGAGAAAAAACCAUAAGGGCAGAACAGGAGGAGAUGUUGGCAAAUGCUCGUCGCGAAGUGAUUCGCCUCAACUACAUACUCGAAGAAGAAAGAUCAGAAGCUCAGAGCACAUUGAAGAGUAAAUGUAAUGAGUUCUUUAGGAAAUGCAGUGAAAUGCAGGAGGAGAAAAAGCAGUUUCAAGCAAAAACUAGAGACUGUUUAAGGUUGACAGAUAAGGUGGCAGGUUUAAAAAAAGAUUUGGCUCGUAGUGAUCAAAUCAUCGCAACCAAGGAAAAAAUUAUACAGGACCUAAAGAAGGAUAAAAUAGGAAUUGUGAAAAUGCUGCAGGACGAAGAGAAAACAGUUUCUUUACUGCAAGGUUUGUCCAAGGCUAAAGAGAACACAUUUAAGGAAACGGUGGAAAAAUACCAAACGGAAGCCUCCCUCAGAAAAGAGAACGAAAACCUCCUCAAAAUUGCCAAAAGAGAAAUCUUCAACCUGAGGCAAACUUUGAAAAACCUUAGGCUAAAAGACAAUAACGAAACAGUCCAGAACAAAAGGCAGAAAGAAGAGACCAUCGCCCUGAAGAAAUUUGUGAAGGACGUCAAAAAUGACAUCCAUGCAUGCAAGGAGGACUUCAGCGACCCCAAGAAGCUGAAGAAGAGAAUCAUUACUCUCCAAAAACGCUACAUCAAUGGGCAAGACAUACUGGAGAAGAACGAAGACACGAUUUUUGACCUGAAGCAGGCAACAAUUGGUUUUGAAAGUGAGUCUCGACAUUUUAAACACGCGCUGCAGUACAAGGACAAGAUCAUUCGUGAUUUAAAGAAGAAGCUGGAAAGUCUACACAUAAAAAAUCAGCUCAAUAACAGCUGCCUGGUCAAGGAAUACAAUGAACAGUGUGCAGAGAUCGAGCAAUACGAUCAGAGGCAAAAGGAAGAUGAAGCUAAGAUCAGUCAGCUGAGUGCCAGACAACCUCGGGUGAAGAAGAAGGACUUGAUCCAAGUACCCGUUCCCCUCUUUCUAGCCCGCCAGCAACCAAAAAAGGAGUUGGCUCAGAGUAAGCAGAAGGUGGUUAAGGUCGAACCCAAAAAGUCGAAGCCAGCGAAGUUCGUGUCAUUUGUGAGAAAGAUUUUUAGAGGAAACAAAGUGACUCCACUUAAAGAGGAACCAGCACCCAUCCAACAGGACGCCACGGACCCACCACGACCCCCAAGCUCAGAGUCCUCUUCCUCCAGAGCCUCUGCCCCCCCGGGACAAAGACCGUGAUACUACAUCCUCUGUCUCCUUGAAGAGUUCAUUUGCAAAGUAAGUUAACUCACUUUUAAAUUUAAAAUCGUAGAUAUCUGUUUUUGCUUCCCCCGUUCCUGUAGGGUUUACUGCGAGAACUUCGCUUUCCCCUGCACCCCAAACCUGGCCCCGUUCAUUGCUGAUAGAAAAUAAAUAAGUACAAUUUGAAAUAAAAACAAUGAUGUAGUGAAAUUACUGAACAUUAAAAACUAUAUUUGUA